AUGAACGGUCUAUUGACCCUAGAUACCUUCAAGCACCAGUUUCCUCAAAUCAAGAACUCAAACAUCGAAGGUACGGCCGUGGCUAUUUAUGAAGUUGGCUGCGCGAUCGGAGCCCUGUCUUGUGCCUUUCUCGGCGACGUUCUCGGUCGCCGUCGUACAAUCUUCAUUGCAGGCUGCAUCGUGAUUAUGGGUGUUGCGAUACAGAGCAGUUCGUUCUCUCUUGGACAGCUCAUUGCUUCCAGAGUCAUCACUGGUCUUAGGGUGGGUGCAUUGACUGCUACGAUUCCCAUGUGGGUGUCCGAGUGCUCCAGUGCCAAAGAACGUGGUCGGCGAGUUCUGCUGCAAGGUUUCUUUGCCAUCGGCGGAAUUGUAGUCGCAUCGUGGAUGGAAUUUGGUCUCUAUUUCAUCAAAGACAACCAAGUCAACUUUCGCUUCCCUAUCGCGUUCCAAGGCUUGUUCGCCAUCAUCAUCACCUCAUUCGUCAUGUUCCUUCCCGAGUCCCCUCGCUGGCUCAUCAAACAAGAUCGAUUCGAGGAAGCGAUUCUGGUCAUGGCUGCUCUUGAGGACCUCCCUGAUGACUCCGAGGUCAUCCGUGAGGAGCUUUCCCUUAUCCGCGACGCCUAUAUCGAGGAGCAGAACCAGAAAGUAUCCGUCUUCACCAUGGGGCCAGAACGCCAGUUUCAUCGUGCUGUUCUCGCCGUCGGCCUCGCCAUCCUAGCUCAGAUGUCUGGCAUAAACAUCGUCACCUUUUAUUCCACGACUAUCUUCCAGCAACAGCUCAACUACUCACCAACAGAGUCUCGCAUCUUCUCUGCAAGCUUGCAAGUCUGGCAGUUCAUCGCUGCUGGUAUUGCCCUUGUUCUUAUUGACAGGUUCGGCCGUCGAAAGCUGCUCAUGGCUGGUGCAUUGGGCAUGUGUGUCGCACAGACUUCGCUAGCAGGUCUCAUGUCUGACCUCACCAACAAAUCUGCAAGCGAAGCUGCCAUAUUCUUUUACUUUGUGGCUAUGUUCUUCUUCCCCGUUGGCCUAUUCCUUCUUCCUUUCAUGUAUGCUGCCGAGAUAUCGCCCUUAAGCAUCCGUGCGCAGAUUACCGCCAUUAGUGCCUGCGCCAACUGGCUAUUCAACUUCCUCGUUGCUGAAGUUUCCCCUCACGCCUUGAAGAACAUUGGAUACAAGUACUACAUUGUGUAUGCAUGUAUCACCCUUUUCACCUUCAUCGUUAUCUUGCUCUUUUAUCCAGAAACUAAGGGCCGUACUUUGGAAGAGAUUGAUGACAUUUUUAUCCAGUCAAAGAGCAUUUGGGACCCUGUCAAGACUGAGAAGAAUAUGCCCAGAAAUGCCGUGGCGUUGGCUGAACGGAUUCGAAACGCACAUGAUGCGGAGAAACACAACGCAAUCCAUGCUGAGAAUAUUUAA
Messenger RNA from Fusarium fujikuroi IMI 58289, 1416 nucleotides. Its product is annotated as probable sugar transporter. NCBI's taxonomy places the organism in Eukaryota, Fungi, Ascomycota, Sordariomycetes, Hypocreales, Nectriaceae. The record is from RefSeq and is a predicted model, not a curated record. Bases 1 to 1416 code for a protein of 471 amino acids. Gene Ontology annotation, cellular component: membrane. Gene Ontology annotation, molecular function: carbohydrate:proton symporter activity. The transcript is spliced from 2 exons. Gene Ontology annotation, biological process: transmembrane transport; carbohydrate transport.